UGUCGCCAGUUCCUUUCCGGCCUACACUUCCCCGUGCCAGCUCUCCAGUGCGGCACUUUGGACCUCGACUGCUCCCACCAGACCCAUAUGUCUUCUGCAGCCCACCAACCUCAUGGUCUCCUAGGUUCAGGUACUGGUUCUGGGUGCCAGACACCCCAGCACCCACAACAGUCUGAGUUCUCCAGAGGUCCCUGGCUGAGGAGGAGUGGGGGACACUACCAGCAACCACAGAAAUAUGCUUAUAGAAACUUAAUAAGGAAAGUCUGCGGUAGAGUCCCUCAGAGAUGAGGAAAUGGAGGCUCAGGGAGACUAAAAUAACUUACUUCAGGGUUAACUGACAGCAGAACAGAGAUCAGGACUAGAACUCUAGACAACCAGGCAGAAUGGUUUUCUACUGUGUUGAGAUUUCCUACAGCCAAAUUGCAGAAAAGUAUAUCUGGGAGGAGAAUGUGAGCUAGGAUUGUGAUGUUUCAUGUGACUUUGGGGAAGCACAGAAAGAGUUCCCUUAGAUGUCCAGCUGAGGUUACCAGAGGCUAAAUGAGUGGAGGGGGCAGGGAGCUGAGACCCUGCCUUCAGCCAGCCCAAGUUUCUUUCUAAGCCUUCCCAGUCAUCUGACCCAGCUCCACCCUCAACACCAACGGAUCUUGCAGCUGCAGAAGCACAGUCGAACACCAAGGCCCCCAGCCAAGAAGCCCUGGUCUCGGCAGUCAGACACCUAUGCUAACCUCAUGACCCGCAAAGAGAAGGACUGGGUGAUAAAAGUGCAGAUGGUUCAGCUGCAGAGUGAGAAGCCCUGCCUGGAUGACUAUUACUACCAGAAAUAUUAUCAGAAACUAGAGAAGAAGGAGACAGAUGAAGAGCUGCUUGGACAAAGGAGCAAGGUGGAGUCCCUCAAGCUGGUAACACCUUACAUUCAGAAGGCAGAGGCUUACGAGUCAGUGGUUCGAUUCGAGGGUUCCCUGGGCCAGGUGGCCAUGUCAACGUGUUUUAGCCCUCGCAGAGCUAUUGAUGCUGUACCCCAUGGAACUCCAGAACCGGAGAUAGGAGCUGCAAGCAGCCAGAGGCUUCGGGUGUUGUCCUGGAUUGAGAAGAUGUUUCUUCAGUUACUAGAGAUAGAGGAGGGCCAGAAGAAUGGGCCUCCACAGUCCUGCUACUCUGAGCAGCAGAGAAACCAGGUUGAGAAGCUCUUCCAGGCCUUAAAGACCCAGGAGCAGGACAACCUGGAGGAGGCAGCAGAUGGCUUCCUGCAGGUGCUGUCAGUGAGGAAGGGGAAAGCCCUAGUGGCCCGGCUGCUCCCCUUCCUGCCCCGGGAUCUAGCUGUCAGCCUUCUUCUGGCGAUCAUCCACCAUCUGCCACUCCUGGUCAAGAGGGAUGCAGCUGAUCAGGUCCUACAAAUGUUAUUCAAGCCUCUGGGCAAAUAUAUCAGACACUUGACCUUCCAAGAACUCCUCCAAGGACUUCAGGGACUAAUGCUGCUUCCACCUGGCUCCUCAGAGCGGCCAGUCACUGUGGUGCUUCAGAAUCAGUUUGGAAUAUCUUUGCUCUACACCCUGCUGAGUCAUGGGGCACAGCUGGUAUCCCUGGAUCCAUCCCUGGAGGAACCCAGCAGUGACCAUACAGCUUGGACAGACAUAGUGAUUUUGAUCGCCUGGGAAAUAGCUCAGAUGCCUACAGCCUCUUUGGCUGAACCCCUAGCCUUUCCCACCAACCUCCUUCCCCUGUUCUGUCGCCACGUGGACAAACAACUGAUACAGCAGCUAGAGGCUACAAUGCAGCUUGCCUGGAUCUACUGAUCUCAUUGUUCUGGAAUACGGACAUGUGGGGAAAGUUUAAUCAUCAGACACUAGCUGUGCGAGCUAUGUCUACAGGGAUCCAAGAGUCUGAAGACAUUUCUUAUGCCUUGAUACAUUGGAGGACCCUACCCAAAACAUUUUCUUAGCUGUCUUCAAAAACCUGAGUGAUGUGCCUAAAAAGGCAUG
Molecule: messenger RNA, 1979 nt
Organism: Myotis myotis
Lineage: Eukaryota; Metazoa; Chordata; Mammalia; Chiroptera; Vespertilionidae
Gene: PATL2
Product: PAT1 homolog 2
Exons: 11
Coding region: 729-1793 (354 amino acids)
Biological process (GO): P-body assembly; deadenylation-dependent decapping of nuclear-transcribed mRNA
Cellular component (GO): P-body
Molecular function (GO): RNA binding
Source: RefSeq, a predicted model, not a curated record